This is a messenger RNA of Psylliodes chrysocephalus, 1140 nucleotides long. The record is from the annotation of a GenBank genome assembly. Lineage: Eukaryota; Metazoa; Arthropoda; Insecta; Coleoptera; Chrysomelidae.
AUGGAAAGAAAGUUACCACAAUACCAGUGCUUCGAACAAGUAGCGAAACUGUUUUUAACAACAAGAAGAGAUUGGAAAUGUAAGUCAUGUUCAGAUUUUGAUAACACUAAUACACCAGAUGAUCUCACUUCACUCAAAUACCAAGUAUCUUACUUAAAACGUGAAAACGAACUUUUAAUAGAUUUAAACACUGAACUUAAACAAAAUAAUGAGCUCCUGAAACAAAACAACUUCGAACUGUCUGAUAAAAUUGCUACUCAAAACAAUUUAUUUUUACCAAUACAUGCUGGUACCACUUCUACUGUUUCUUAUAGUAAUGUUCUUCAAAAAACGAUGAAUAAUAAAGUAACUCCGUUUACUUUGGUGAUAAAAAGUACAAAUAAGGAAAAUUCCAAUAUAGAUAUUCUUAGCGAUAUCCAGAGGCGUGUCAAACUUGCUGAUUUAAAUGUUUGCAUUAAUAGCACUAAACAGAUAAAAAAGGGUGUUGUACCAAAUUGUGAGGAUGAAUUAUCGCUAGAGAAGUUAAAGACGUCAAUUCAAAAAAAGGUUGGAUCUUCAUAUAACAUAAGUGAGUCUCAGAAAUAUAAUCCCCGAUUAAUCAUAAAACAUAUGCAAGUAGAUAGUAGUUUGGAGUCGCAUGAGGAUAUUAUUAAAAAUAUGUUUUCUAUAAAUCAAUUGGAACCAUUUACUACUGAAGAUCUAAAAAUAGUUACGAUUUUGAAAUAUUCUCAUAGCAAAUCCCAAGAUGUUAUUAUAGAAGUAUGUCCUAAGCUGCGAAAACAAAUUCUGGAGAGAUCGUACCUGUAUCUGGGGUGGAAACGUUGUUCAGUCAGUGAUUAUAUAAGAGUAAUUAGAUGCUAUCAGUGUUCAGGCAAUAACAGAUAUACUACAGAAGAUUUAAAUAAAACUCCUCUCGAAAAUACAGUGCACAGCGCUCCAACCACGCCAACGCAUCGAGCAGAAAUAACUACCAAAACCGACAUAAAUAAACAAACCAUCCAAAUCAAAGAAAUCAAGAAGCCUAGCGAACUUGUUAAAGAGAAGAAUAGUGAAUCAAAAGGAACUCCAACAAAUAACCAAGUUAUCACGAGAGCAACCCUGAAGGAGAAAAUUAAAUUACGAAAUAAUUCUAAUAAAUAA